Molecule: messenger RNA, 4860 nt
Organism: Chiloscyllium plagiosum (whitespotted bambooshark)
Lineage: Eukaryota; Metazoa; Chordata; Chondrichthyes; Orectolobiformes; Hemiscylliidae
Product: potassium/sodium hyperpolarization-activated cyclic nucleotide-gated channel 3
Biological process (GO): sodium ion transmembrane transport; potassium ion transmembrane transport; regulation of membrane depolarization
Cellular component (GO): dendrite; HCN channel complex; membrane
Molecular function (GO): voltage-gated potassium channel activity
Source: RefSeq, a predicted model, not a curated record
CUCCGCUCAGUGCAUCAGGAGCUAGAGAUGUGGCAGGGAUCUGAGAGCCCGUGGUCGCUGUGUCUGUCUGACGGCUGAGCCAUAUCCACAUAGCAAAGGGGGUACCGGGAGGCUCCUAGCCGAGGGGACAUGGACAAACUGGCUCCUUCUAUGCGCAAGAGACUCUACAGCCUUCCGUCGCCGACCCGGGCCAAAGCUGGGGCAGAGGACGAGGAGAAGGAGGGAGACCCAGAGGCGGCCAGGAGGGGUUUCAAAAUGAGACCCCUGCCUUCUCCCUCCGGAGGGCUGACCAGGGAACCACUGGCCGGAGGGCAGGACAGCAACCUCUUGGAAACCGAGCUCGGGAGGACGGUCAAAGGCAGCAGCAUCAGCAGCAGCACGAACGGGGACUGCCGCCGGUUCCGGGGCAGUCUCGCCUCGGUGACCGGCCGCACGCUCCAGGGAGCCGGGCUGGCCGAUGACAAGCGCCUGAUCGUCGAGGGGGACUCCAGCCCCAGCGAGGACACCAACCCCGGCAGCGAGGGCUCCGAGGCGAGUCCCCAAGCCGAGCCGAGCUCCGAACCCGAGCCCGGGCUGGCUUUCCUGAAAGUGGACACCGCCGACCAGAUCCUGCUGGAGGAUGAGCUCCGGGCGAGCCAAGCCGGCUUCAUGCAGAGACAAUUCGGGGCCAUGCUCCAGCCGGGAGUCAACAAAUUCUCGCUCCGGAUGUUUGGGAGCCAGAAAGCAGUAGAGAGGGAGCAGGAGCGAGUCAAAUCCGCCGGCUUCUGGAUUAUCCACCCUUACAGCGACUUCAGGUUCUACUGGGACCUGACUAUGCUGCUUCUCAUGGUGGGAAACCUGAUCAUCAUUCCUGUGGGGAUCACAUUCUUCAAGGAUGAAAACACCACUCCCUGGAUAGUCUUCAACGUCGUGUCAGACACCUUCUUUCUUGUCGAUCUAGUGCUGAAUUUCAGAACUGGGAUUGUUGUGGAGGACAACACAGAGAUUAUUUUGGACCCACAGAGGAUCAAAAUGAAAUACUUAAAAAGCUGGUUUGUGGUAGACUUCAUAUCCUCCAUUCCAGUGGACUAUAUUUUUCUAAUAGUUGAAACGAGGAUUGAUUCAGAAGUUUACAAGACUGCCAGGGCGCUGCGGAUUGUAAGAUUUACCAAAAUCCUCAGUCUUCUUCGGUUGCUGCGGUUAUCCCGACUAAUUCGUUACAUCCAUCAAUGGGAAGAGAUCUUCCACAUGACCUACGACCUGGCAAGUGCAGUGGUGCGCAUUGUUAACCUCAUUGGGAUGAUGCUGUUGCUAUGCCAUUGGGACGGUUGCCUCCAGUUCCUGGUUCCUAUGCUGCAGGAGUUCCCAGCUGACUGCUGGGUGUCUCUCAACAACAUGGUGGAUGAAACCUGGUCGAAGCAGUACACCUACGCUCUGUUCAAGGCAAUGAGCCACAUGCUGUGCAUCGGGUAUGGAAAGCAGGCACCUAUUGGCAUGUCUGAUGUCUGGUUGACCAUGCUCAGCAUGAUAGUGGGCGCCACCUGCUAUGCCAUGUUCAUCGGCCAUGCCACGGCACUCAUCCAGUCAUUGGACUCAUCUCGGAGGCAGUAUCAAGAGAAGUACAAGCAAGUGGAACAGUACAUGUCCUUCCACAAGUUACCAGCUGACAUGCGCCAGCGAAUCCACGAUUAUUACGAGCAUCGCUUUCAGGGCAAGAUGUUUGAUGAGGAGAAUAUUCUCGGGGAGCUCAGCGAUCCUCUACGUGAGGAAAUAAUAAACUUCAACUGCAGGAAGCUGGUGGCCUCCAUGCCACUCUUUGCCAACGCAGAUCCUAAUUUUGUCACAUCCAUGCUGACUAAGUUGCUGUUUGAAGUGUUCCAACCUGGAGACUACAUUAUCCGCGAGGGGACUAUAGGAAAGAAGAUGUACUUUAUCCAGCAUGGGAUUGUCAGUGUCCUGACAAAAGGCAACAAGGAGACCAAACUGUCUGAUGGAUCCUACUUUGGAGAAAUCUGCUUGCUGACCCGGGGCCGUCGAACAGCGAGCGUGCGAGCUGACACUUACUGCAGGCUGUACUCCCUCUCUGUAGACCACUUCAAUGAAGUGCUGGAGGAAUAUCCAAUGAUGAGACGUGCCUUUGAAACAGUGGCUCUUGACAGGCUCGACAGGAUAGGCAAGAAAAAUUCCAUCUUGCUUCAUAAAGUGCAGCAUGACCUAAACUCUGGUGCCUUGAACUAUCAGGAGAGUGAGAUUAUCCAGCAGAUCGUGCAACAUGACCGGGAGAUGGCGCAGAACAUCCAAAAUAAUCCAGUGCCCACAGUGUCCACGCCUACUCCGGUCAUCUGGACCCCGCUGGUUCAAGCCCCUCUCCAGACAGCAGCAGCGACCACUUCAGUGGCGAUUGCAUUGACCCAUCCCCAUUCACACCUCUGCGGCAACAUGUUCCAGCCUUCGGUGUCCAUAUUGAACUCACUGGGGCAACAAGCCAGUCAGACGCCAGGCCAGCCGAAGCAGAUGCCAUGCUCUGCGCCCACCACCGGACCCUCGUCCAUGGGCUCCCCAUCCAGCACACCAUCUCAGAUGCAGACCCCCUGCGCGGAAUCGCCCUCGGCCGCUCUGUUCCAGACCCACCAGCUCAAGGGGGGCUCCGCUUCCAGCAGCCUGAGCCAACUCCAGCAGCCCCCGACGGGAUCACCCCCACCCCGUAGCUCAGGGGUGACCCCUGCGGCUCUGAGUCAGGCCCAGCCACCAUCCCCCAGCCUGAGCCAGCUCCAGCAGCUCCUGAGCCACUCGCCCGCCCCCGGCCUCCAGCCGUCCUCCUUGGGGUCGUCCUCGCCCGUCUUCACGCAGUUCCGCCAGCCUUCGCCCGGCUUGAGCCAGUUCCACCCCGCCACCAAACCGCCUCAGACACACACUGGUCCCCUUCAGCUCCCCCCGGGCAGCAGCACCCAGUCGGCGGAGCUGAAGCACUUCCUGCACCCGGUGUCAGGCUCUCCCUCGGCCAGUCAAGCGGGCACGGGCUCCCUUCCGUUCUGUCCGAGCCCCCUCCCUCCAGCUGCUUCGGGUUCUCCGUCGGCUCAGUUCCCGGUGCCGCAGAGUGGGAGAGGGCAGCUACCAGGAUCCAGGAUCCAAGCUCCACCAGAAAAGCCCAGCUACCCGUCGGCCGUGGUGUCACCGCUCCAGCAGCAUCCAAGCACACCGUGCUACUCCCCCGGUGCUCUGAGCCCUCCGGUUCAAAGUCCAGUGACUAAAAGGACAUUUCACUGCGGCUCCUCUGAGGCAUCAGGCUCCCGCACGUCUCUCCUGACACCACAGACCCCUCCGGCCGUUCAGCAGAUCAUCACUCUCAAAAGCACGCCACCGCUGCCAGUCGGACGCUUGACACAGGACCUUAAGGGGAUCUCUGCCUCCCAGCCAUCCUUGCCACAAGAGUUGGCUCAAGCAGCACAUCAGAGCAGCCCUUCCUCAGGCAGAGAAUCUGCUGGCAGCGUGAUGAGUUUUACAAGGCCCAGGCGGCUGAGCAAACCGUGCAGCUCCAUCCCUGAGCGUAUGACUCUACCAAGGCAGAUGUCAUCAGGUUGUUUACCUCAGUCACAAGGACAUGUACUUGGCACAUUUUACCCAACUACGUUAUCUAAGGACGAGACUGGUCCUCAGAAGGGAUCAGUAACCUUUGGUUCUGAUUUGGAACCUGUUCGGUCGAAGCUCCCUUCCAAUUUGUGAGGUUAUAUGAACAGGUCACGAGUAAUCAAAUUUAUUAUAUAUAUAUAUAUAAAAUUCUCUUUACUUCUGUAUAACUGUGAUUUUUUUUAGAUAACCAGUUAUUCUAGAGCUAUAGUUUUGUGUCGCAUUAUUUUAUAAAUUUUCAUACGAAGGGAACUGUGUAAAUUACUGCAGAUAAAUAUAGUAUGGCCUCUUUCGCAGUAUUAGAACUAAUAGCAAAAUGGUAUAGGGAUACUCAAAUGUAAUUUUUCUUUUAGAAAGAAAACAUACUUAAUGAUGCUUGAAGCUUCAUUAAAGGUCAGAAACAAUUUAGCACCAACAAGUAGUCCAGUAAUGCAUCCAACGUCAAGGUUUCAACUCAGGUGAAGCUCAAUUGAUGCUCUACUCUUCACCAGUCGAUGUACAUGGGUAGGAGAAACCUUUGCUCUCAGGUACUUAGAGCUGUCAGAAUGUUCCAACGUUAAUUGAUAUUUAAAAUUGGUGUUAAAUAGGGUCAAGGCUGGACGGACCGUGGAACAGUGCAAAUGCGUAGGGGCAAGGGUUAAAUCAAGUAACAUUCAAUAUAAUUUUCAAGCAUUAAAGUUGGGUCUUUGAGCUAGAGUAACCUCAUUGGCACAUCCUUUACACGAAACACUUGCAACCGAUUUUUUUCACCUCACAUCCCAUUUACUCUAUUUGCAUUUAUAAAGCGUCUUUCAACAUCUCACAGUGUUUCACCAAAGUGCCAUCAAACAGAACUUGACACCAAACUACCCAAGAGGGUAUUCAGACAGGUAUGUAUGUGCUUGGUCCAAAAGCAUUAUAUUCAUAAGAUGAUAUGAGACUAAUGCAGGAGAGGGCCAUUUUACUGAUUGACUCCACUCUACUAUUCAAUAGAAUCAUGACUUAUUUAAGAGUGGUCUUAACCCAACUUUCCAACCUGUCCUCCAUGUAUCCCUGAUUGUUCAAAAAUCUUUCUAAGUCGAGCUUUAAUGACCCAACUUUGAUUGUUCCCUCUCAAAAGGAAUUCCAAAUGAGAAUGAUCCUCUGAGAGAAGAAACUGCAUCUUAAAUGGGAGAUGCCAUAUUUUUAAAACCGUCAAUAGACGUGAGGCUGGAACAGCACAGCAGAUCAGACAGCAUCUGAGGAGCUAGAAAGUCAAUGUUUCAGGCUGAAGCC